UAUUUCUGGCACUCAGGGCAUCAUAAGUUAAGUUAAUAACUGUAACGUUAGCAAAGAAGGGACAUGAAUAUUAAGCUAUUAGACUUUUACAUUAACGAUAACACAAAAGCUAGUAUUAGCUUCGAUUUGUAACUUAAUUUGGUGUAACAGUCCUAGUAAACGUUAGGGUUAACUCAUGUCUGCAAGCGAGCUAAAUUAAAGCUAAUAUUAGCAUGUUCGCUUCACAAGUUAAUGUUGGCUAAGGAUCGAUAACGUAACGUUAGUUAACGUAAAUGUCGUCUUGACGGUAAAUGUGCUUAUGCAGAUCAAAUAUUCCCAUCGAUAGAGCAGAAUAAUGCUGGUUCCUAAACCCUUAGGUUAGGUUAACGCUAACGGUUGUGCAGCCGUAGGUUUUCCUUGAGGUUACUUAUAAAUCUGUUCAGUGAAGACAACACUGGAAUCCUGUCCUGCAACUUACUAAGCCUUGGAGAAUGCAGACACGGACAUUGGCAUGUGUGGCUGGCUGUUGGUGGGGUUCUCCAUCCUUCUCAUGCUGGUUACCCUGCCCAUCUCCAUAUGGAUGUGCAUUAAGAUUGUGAAGGAGUAUGAGCGAGCCAUUAUCUUUCGCCUGGGACGCAUUUUGCGAGGAGGAGCCAAAGGACCAGGGUUGUUCUUCAUCUUGCCGUGCACUGACAGCUUUAUUAACGUGGACAUGCGCACCAUCACCUUCGACAUCCCACCGCAAGAGGUUUUGACCAAAGACUCUGUGACAGUGAGUGUCGAUGGCGUGGUGUACUACCGGGUCCAGAAUGCUACUCUGGCUGUGGCUAACAUCACUAACGCGGAUGCUGCUACCCGGCUGUUGGCCCAGACUACUCUGAGGAACGUCCUGGGUACCAAAAACCUGGCAGAGAUCCUGUCUGACCGUGAAGAGAUUGCGCACAGCAUGCAGUCCACCCUGGACGACGCCACAGAUGACUGGGGCAUCAAGGUGGAGCGGGUGGAGAUCAAAGACGUUAAGCUGCCCCUUCAGCUCCAGAGAGCCAUGGCAGCCGAGGCCGAAGCCACCCGUGAGGCCAGAGCCAAGGUGAUCGCUGCGGAGGGAGAGAUGAACGCAUCGCGGGCGCUGAAGGAGGCCUCCCUGGUGAUUGCCGAGUCUCCGUCGGCCCUGCAGCUGCGCUACCUUCAGACCCUCAACACCAUCGCAGCUGAGAAGAACUCCACCAUCAUUUUCCCGCUGCCACUGGAGAUGAUGCAGGGCUUCACCAAACACUGAGGAGACUCAUUGUUCACACGUAUCACUUAACACACACAUACGCAGCCCCUUUGUCCAUUAAGCUCUUACUAUAGCCUCAGUCCUCUGUUUGAAGUUGCACUUGAACACACAGUAAAGACUAAUCAGCCAGCUGACAUGCAUGUAUGCUCUCCACUUGCGAGUACAUUUAUCAUCUAAAAAAAGGAAAAAAACGAAAUUACCAAAAUUUACUCACCAGCAGGUCUUUGGUUACUUUGUUCCAAAUUGCCAUUUAAUUGCAAAAAUGAUCUUAGAUUAAUUAGAGAGAUUUAGCAGAUGAGCAGAAGUUAAAAAAUGAAAUGCAACUGACUUGUACAAUCUAUAGCAGUCCGCUUGGUGUGUCCACUGAGAACUGACCAAAGCAGGUGCUCACUGUUGUUAGAUUCGGUAUUGUGACUUAGAGUUAAAUCAAAACGGCCACAGUGCAGCAGGUGGUUUAACUGUUGUCUUGCAAUUUUAGUUUUUUUCCUCUAUUUAUGCAACAAAUGUGGAAAUCAGGCAAAUUUCCCUGACUGUUACAGUAGAAGCCUAAAAGUUCUCAUUAGUGGUUUUACAAACAUUUUAAAGGAAAGUGCCUGCUGGAUAUGUGGCCUUACACCUAAACACACACUCACACACACACACACACUCACACUCACACAGGUACGUCCUUGUGCUUAAGUAUGUAAUAUCUCCUGAUAUUGUUGCACUCCUGCAUUCACUGCCAGCAUCGUAGUGCUGUGAUUAUUUUACAGACAUUUAAAUGAAAUCCAUACGAGGACUUUGAGGCUCGCGAUCCUCAAAUCCUGACAAAUAGUUCUUUUAGAUCUACGCAGUGCCAUGUCAUGUAUUCACUGAAUUAUUGGUGUUAUUUAUGAAUGUGCAAGAAAGAAACACUGACACACUUGUAUGAAGAUCCUCGCUUUGCCUUUUUUACAACGUUAAGAGUUGUAAAUACAGUAGAAAUGGUGCGUAAACAGACUGAACUGUUUAUACAGAGAGACGUGAGAUGGAUGAGAUGGUAAUCAGGGAGGAUUGCAUUUGGUACACUUUAGCCUAUACUAACCAGCAUGAGAGGUAUGCAGUGGUCUUUAAAUAGCCUGUUUAGAGUCUAGGGAUUGCCCAGAGUGACGUGUAAAUAACAUAAACACACACACACACACACACAAACACCCUUUUUCCAGUUGCCAAAGCUGUUGUCUCAGAUUACAAGCUAAAAUGUGGCUGGGAGGAGAUAGCCACAGUUUUGUUUGUUUUUUUUGUUUUUUUUUAUUGGCUCAAUGUUGCUUGUACAUGUUUACAGUAUGCUUUCUAUUCACACAUAGUACAUGUAAUAUUUAGAAGGGUGGACAAAAUGUGAACAUAAUCAGCUUUACUGGUACAACAAUGUGUAUCGUAGGACUGUCAGUGUACUUGUUAUUUUGUCCACCCCUUGUCUGGCUUCACUGCUUAGUAGAGGCAGGCAGGAAGUAGAGACUGUUAGGAGGAAACUUAUCGCAAACCUUUCAGCCAAAAGCCUUAACGUACUGCCGUGGCUUCAUUUUACAGUCUAAUACGUUUCUAUGCAUUUCCAAAUGAAACCUCAAAUAGCAGUCUUUAUUUACCUCUAGUAUUUUAUGACAUGCGCUCUUUUUGGGUGUAAACAAGCCAAAAAGUUGACAUCUUUGCAUUUAUCUAUCUAGAACUGACAUGUAGUUGUUUGUUUGUUUGUUUUGUUUUCUCCUUUUGGCACAUAAAGGCCAGGGGCUUGUUUCAGAAAGCGGGUUCAACAAACUCUGAGUCAAACCCUGAACUCUGAGUUGAACCUCCGUUUUCAGUUCCAGCACAGCUGAUUAGAGUCAGUUCAAUCAACUCUGAGUAUGGUCACUCUGAGUUAAGCACGUGCGUGAUAAAUGAAAAAAGCCAUCAUCAAUGGAGCUCCGAUACUACAAUUCACCAUGGCAACGGGUGAAUAAAGGGCAGAGCCUCCAUUUUAAUUCAGUAGACAUAGAGAUAUUAAUGCAUGCGUCGUGUGUCAGUAAGAUUUAGAUUCGGACAUGCAGUAAACCUCCACUAGUGAAUGCGCUUUGAUAUGAAACUCAGGGUUUGUUGAAGAAAACCUGCCAGCGAGCAGGUUAGGUUCACAGAGUCAGUUACCAUGGUAACUGACCUCGAAUUUAAGUUGGCUCUCUUUCUGGAAAUGAAAACCCAGAGUUUUCCUCAUCUCAGGGUUAACAAAGUCAAGAGUUUUCACUAAUCCCGCUUUCUGAAACACGGCCCACGAGUGUUGGUAAAUGUAAUGUGAGCAUCAGUAUCUAUUGUGUGACUUCGUAGCGUACCUAUAUAUUCAUAUAUUCAGAAAUAUAUAUAUAUAUAGAGAGAGAGAGAGAGAUUCUUUUUCUUUUAUUUUUCUUUAUGGUAUACAAAAACCAUUACUGUUACUCCUGAAUAUAUUAUGUGUUGCUAUAACAGAUAAAUGUGUUAAUGUGCUGUAGCUCUCACUGUCAGAUGUUGUGUAAACUUAGACUUUGGAAGUUUUCUUCUAACCUGCCAAGUUGAGUUUUGACUGUUUUACAGUAAGUCUGUUCCAGAUAGAAGAGAGGUAGUUACAUACAUACGCUCACAGCACCAUCACUGAGCGGCUACUCUCUAAUGUUUCACCAGAUAUUCCUGGUGGUUGCGUCUCGUCCACUUUCUCAGGCAGAGUUUGUAUUUAUAGAACUCUGCCUUGAGAUCACUUAUGUGAUCAUUCGGCAUUCACUCAGACAGUAAGUGUUGUGAAUUUUUAUCUUUAAUGUCAACAAAUUCCAUGAAAAGACCAAAACCAACAAUGAAUUAAUCUACUAACAAGUAUUGUCUGUGUAGCC
Molecule: messenger RNA, 4098 nt
Organism: Thunnus maccoyii (southern bluefin tuna)
Lineage: Eukaryota; Metazoa; Chordata; Actinopteri; Scombriformes; Scombridae
Gene: stom
Product: stomatin
Exons: 7
Coding region: 491-1255 (254 amino acids)
Cellular component (GO): plasma membrane
Source: RefSeq, a predicted model, not a curated record